CAAAUGAGCUGUACGUCAUAGACAUGUGUGUGACAAAAAUGGUGCCCGUUUACCAGCUGGCACUUAUUUCUUAAUCACAAAAAAAAAAUCAACAUAGAUUUAAAUCUGUGAAGUGGUAUGGCGUCUGUUUUAGAUUUAGUUAAACAUUACCAACGAUCUAUAGAAAAAUAUCCCAAUGACGAACAGAAAAUUUUAAAGAGUAUAGAUAAGUUAUACCACUUGAAAGUAACUGUACAGCAUUUGCAAGAUACUGGUGUUGGCCGCACAGUCAAUGCUCUGCGAAAGGAACCAGGAGAAAUUGGACAAGCUGCUAGAGCUCUUGUGUUAAAAUGGAAGGUUAUGGUGGCUGCGGAAGAAAGUGAUCAUGAAGAUCAUAAUGACGACACCCAAAACUACAGUAGUCAUGAUAAUGGCAGGGAUUAUGACAGUAACCCAAGCAAAUCUACAAGUAAACAUGAUACAUCUGAGAAAUCAAAUAGAAGAUCAAAGACUGAAGAAAAGUACCAUAAGCAAACAAACGGGGAUUAUAGUGGAAAUAAGAGAAAAUAUCAAAGUAGUGAGGAGGAAGACCAUGAUGAUACAAAAAAAUCUAAAUACUCACAAGAUAACGGCUAUAAUAUAAAAUCAGAAUCAAGAAAGAAAAUAGAGUCAUCCGAAAGUGAAAACAGUGAGGAUGAAUCAUCACAAAGUGACAGUGGCAGUGAAGAUACAAAGUCAGAAGAUGAAGAAGAAGAGAUCCCAGAUACUGAAGCAAAGGUAGUGAAAAAUCAACACAAAGAGUCAUAUAAACCAUCCCAUUUGAGACAGUCAUCUAGUUCACAUCAAAGCAAACAUAAGCAUGAAUCAAGACAUGAUAGAGAAGAUUCAAAGCAAAGCAAGGAACAUAAUGACAGUUCUGAUAAAAGACAUUCAUCUGACAAACCCAAAGACAAGUCCCACAGUUCUCACUCCCACAAAAGUUCUAAAGGGCAUGAAAAAAGUUUAGACAAAAAAGACAAAGAAAAUAGACAUUCAGACAAAGAGAAGCAAAUAAAAGAAGACUCAAGUAAACACAGUAAUAAACAUAGAUCUAGUAGCAGUUCAGAUAAAACCAAGUCAAGCGGAACUGACAAACACAAGUCUAGUGAGAGUUCACACAAACAUAAGUCCAGCAAGAGUGAAGAUAAACACAGAUCAAGUAGCAGUUCAGAGAAAAAUAAAAAACUUGUACCCGAAUAUCAUAAAAGUCACUCAGAGAGAACAUCAAGUAGUACAGACAAACAAUCCUCACAGAUAUCUGAUAAACACAAAAAAUCUUCUCAUAAAGAUGUUUCUAAUGAUAAACAUAAAUCUAAAGAACAUGAUGAUAAAAAAGAUGAACAAGUCAAAGAAAAGUCAAAAGAAAAACAUAGUUCCUCAAAAGACAAAGAAAGUCACAAAAGUGAGAAGAAACAUUCUUCUAAAGAAUCAGGUGACAGCAAACGAAAAUCUGAUAGCAAUCAUAACAGCGAUAGUUCCAAGAAAAGUAAACAUAAGUCUAGUUCUAGUAAACAAUCUAACAAGUCAAGGGAGGACAAGGAGAAACAACCAAAAAGAACAGAAGAUAGCGAUGAUGGUAUAGAUUGUGGCUCAGGUGCCAGUUUUGCCGAAGCACUUGGCAUGAUAAGUCCGUCAAAGCCAAAGAAAAAAUCUAUAUUUUCUAAAGAUAAUAUGCAAUCUCCACGCUCUCCUAGUGACAAUCUCAACCCUCCCAAUUUGCUAGCACCUAGUGCUAAAUUGGCUCCAUUGCCCUCAUUAGAAAUAUCUGCCUUACCAGAGAUAUCACCCAACUAUCGGCCACGCCCACCUCCGAAAUUCCUACCACACUUCAGCGAUGAAGACGCUAUGAGUAGCGCAAUAUCGUCGAAAAAUCAGAGAACAAAAGUCUAUUCUGGCAACAAAGUUAUAGGAAAAAUCACAACAUUAUAUGAAAUGUGUGUCCAUGUCCUGCAAGAACAUAUUGAUGCCCUUGAAUACACUGGUGGGGUUCCAUAUGAAAUAUUAAAACCAGUUGUGGAUAAAGCAACUCCACAGCAGUUAUUUGUUUUGGAACAUUACAACCCAUACCUCAUGGACGACACUGAUCAUUUGUGGCAGAAAUUCUGUGAGAAAAGUUUUAGGAACAAGAAACGACAGGAAAUGGAGACUUGGAGGGAAAUGUAUAUUCGAUGCCAAGAAGAACAAGAAAUUAAGCUUAAAUCACUCACUGCCAACAUCAAAAUGACUCAAGAGGCAAAGAAGGCGCCCAUAAAGCAAACUAAAAUGGCCUAUGUUGAUACUGUAGUGAAACCACCUCGUAAUGUUGCAAAGAAACAGGCACAACACGGUACAGCAUUUGCUGCUACUGCCAGCCCUGCUGCUAGGGUUGCCUCUCUUUCUGCAGCACCUAAUGUAUUAAAAGGUGGCAGGGCUGCCCCAGCCCCGGUUAUAACAAACUCAUCGAACUUCAAGCCCAAGAAAGCACCGCUUAUGCAAAAAGCACUGCAAUUUAUGCGCGGAAGAAAACGAUGAUGAAGGGAAGUUGUUACAUGUUAUUGUUUCUAUAUACAGUAUAGAAUAUGAGAGUAGGUUUUAAUGGGACCUUUGAUGUUUUUAUUAUAUUUAUUAAUGAUAAGAAUUUAAUAUCACACUAUGAAUAUCUGCGGUAAAAAGUAAUCAACUGUUUUAAAGUAAAUAGACGAGCCCACUCAACUUAAACUAUGGCACUCAUGUGCUAAUGUUCUUAAUAACAUAUUUUUUAUAACUAAAAAGAAACAAAAAAUCAACAUAAUAAAAUUUUUAAAUGGACUAUUAAAAACUUUCAGUUUUAAUUUACGUAUAAAAUAUUGUACAACAAUAUUUUUAAACAUAACAAAGACAUUGUAUCAUAGAGUAAGUAAAGGCUCUAAACAAUACUAUUAUUCAUUUAUUCCUGGUAUUUAGAAUCUCCAUAUUAAACUUUGAUUUGACUUAACAGAAUAUAUUGUUAGAGUUUUCAGUUGGUAAUUUUUUAUCCCCUUUAUUUUUGAAUUUAUAAUUGAUAAAUUUUCAUAUAAAGACCUGAAUAUUGAAUUUUGUGUGUGAAACCUGUUAUAUAUUUCAAUUAUAGAUAAGUAAUUUGUUACCAUACUAAAUAUUUUUAUAAAAGGACAAAAAUAGUUAUAAGCUUUCCCCCAUUUUAAUAUAGUAUACACCUUAGGUCGUAGGUUUAGAUAGGUUAAACUCAUAUUAGUAGUUUAUUUUUAUGCUAUGUGGAAUUAUUUUCUCUUCAAAUCUCUUACAUAGAAAUCAUGUUAUGACCACUUUCUGUAAAUAUGUCACAUUAUAUUAGAAUAUUUCUAAACUUAGCGUAGAACCUGUUUCUACAAUUAUUGUUCCUGUACUAAACCAAAAUUUGCACAGAACUAGAUUUUUUUUUUUUUAACAUAUAUAUGAGUUGAAAGGUUAAUAUAAAUUUCUGUUUCAUUUCAUAUUUCAGAAUGUUACAACUCAAUAAAUAUUUUGAAAAAUGCAUGAACUGGCUGAAUUUUUUAAUUUUCACUGCAUUAAAGAUCAAAUAAAAAAUUUGUUAACAAUGAGAAUAAUAUAUCAGAAAUAAACAAAUUAAUUUGUAGGGUUGCUGUGAUAAAUGCUUUGAAAUUAAAAGAUGGUGUUAGAAAUAUAUUUUUAUAUUACUACUAAAUUUCUUAUUCUAUCAUAAUUAACAUUAGAUGUCCUUAAAUUUAAAAUUACAUUAAGGUUUUUCAUCACUUAUUAUUGACUGAUAUAAAAGUUUACAAAUUGAUCAUUGUUUCAAACCACUAUACAUUUAUGGAAUAUUGAAAGAAAUUGUCUUUCAGAUUCAUUUAAAUUGUAGUUACCUAAAUGUUUGCAGUUUGUUUAGUACAACAUAGCAAUUACUGAGAUCUAUGUAAAGUAUACCGAUAAUAUACAUGGAAAUUGAAAAUUCAUAUACCUUUGUGACUUAGAAUUUUAAUAUCCCAUUUCACAAUGUUAUAUGAUCAUUAUUUAUACUGUGAAUAAAUUUAAUUUGUGGAUA
Molecule: messenger RNA, 4036 nt
Organism: Danaus plexippus (monarch butterfly)
Lineage: Eukaryota; Metazoa; Arthropoda; Insecta; Lepidoptera; Nymphalidae
Product: transcription elongation factor B polypeptide 3
Exons: 10
Coding region: 118-2529 (803 amino acids)
Biological process (GO): transcription elongation by RNA polymerase II
Cellular component (GO): elongin complex; nucleus
Source: RefSeq, a predicted model, not a curated record